ACUUAGAAGGUUUCACAGAUGUAGGAGCAAGCAGCCACCAUCGUCCCUUGUCCUAAGAAGGUUCUCAUGUCGUGGGAGAAGAAGAUCUUGUUGCUGGGCGAAACAAAGUGGUGUCGCCGAGAAGCUUCUGCUGUUGUUGGAGUAGCAUCGAUGUCGCCGGAGGGGGAAAAGUAUUGUUGUUGUUACUACGCUCGUUUGCUUCGUUGGGUAUUUGGUUUGCUUGGUCUUUGAGGAGUCCGAUUUCUUUUACAAUCCAGUUAGGCCUCGUUCUCUGAAGUGUAUAGGGAUCUGUUCAUCUCUAUUUGCUUCUGGUUUAGGACUAAGUCCAUGCCUUCCAAGAAAUCUAGAACCUUAAGGAAGAGGAAAAAGGUCUACUAUAAUGAAAAACAGCUCGGAGAAAUCUUUAGCUCGGAUGGUUUUGUAACAUCGAGAUCCAUCUUUUCUACAAGUGACUUGUCCCAUUUAAUAGAUAAGUAUAGACUUAUUGGCGAACUCAGACUUAUAGUCCCUGUUAAUGAUGAGCGAGUCGGCUCCCCACCAGACGGGUAUACCUCUUGGAGUCCCAUGCAUUGCCAAGCAGGUGCCUUCCUACCGCUUCAUUCGUACUUUGUGGAAAUAUGUGAAUAUUUUGGAAUAGCCCCAUUCCAACUGAUGCCGAACAGUUACAAAUUAUUAACACUACUGCGUAUUUUGCAUAGAGUGUUAGAAUGUCCUCCCCCUGAUGCUUUGGAAGUUUACUACUUGUUCAAUGUCGAGUCCAACCGUGUAUCAGGUUAUGUAGGAUUCUACCAUUUGUGUAGCUAUUCUGGUGGAGAAGUCCUCAGGAGUGGUGUCUCCAUCCCUGGUCGCUACUUUAGUCAAUACUUUUUUACCAAUGCCGUCAAGUUCGAGCAUAGGUCAUUCCGUGAUAUGGGUCGUUAUAGGCAACCAACUCCAACCCCUGAGAUGUGAGAGCGUAUUUCUCAGUUACGUCGAUUAGGUGUCUAGUAUAGGAAUGUGUCUUUCCUCGUUAAUGAUAAUAAUUUAUGAUUGGUCAGUCUACUCGAACCACACCAGUCAGUGGAUUAUCUGUCGUCGCCUCCAGAAUUUGACUACAUUCUCUUUUCUGAGGUUCGAGAGUCUAUGCAUGAGAGGUGAUCAGAGGAGGUUAUUGUUGUUUGUGAAAAGCCCGAGUCAGUUCAUUUUUAGGUUUCUUGUAACGCCCUGGUUACCCUAGAACAGUUAUGGUGAACGGUGAACUGUGAAUUUAACUCGCUACCCGAGUUUUUUGGUUAAAAAUGUGCUUCUAGGUGUUAUUAAUAGGUUAAGGUGGAAAACCAAUCAAAAUGAAAUGAUAUAUUUUAUUUAAAACAUAAAACUGUUCAUGGGCCCAUAAAAACAUUUACAAGUUAUUUACAACUCAAAAUGGUCAUUACAGUUUUAAAUUUACAAACCCGCCGACCUAAGCGGCAAAAAUAGGGUAAAUCCCCUAGUUCCUCUGAGAACUCCUUGGCCGUGGUGGUCAAGCGGCCGCAUAUGUACACGACACCACCUAAGCUCUUCACUCAAGGCUGGGUGAACUUUUCUUUCCCUUUACCUGCACUACAUAGCACCCAUGAGCCAAAGUCCAGCAAGAAAACACAAUAUUGCAUGAAUAUAAUAUCAACAAUGAUCAUAAUAAUCAUUUAGGACUUUCAGUCCAAAAUAGAGGAGUGACAGUUACAAAAGUCACUAGGGUGGGUUCCGUUCCCAUAAGCCAUGUGACAAUAGGGUCACAUGGGCUUUACGAAUAAGUGAUCCUUUCACUAGCUUAAACAGGAUAGGUGCUUGAUGAACCAGUCACCAACAUAACCUACCUCGUGACUAUAGAGUUACAACCAUGGGAUUCUGCUCCCUAGCCAUGUGACAAGUUGUCACCUAGGCCUUUGGCCCUGGCUCUGAGUAACUAAUCAUAGACUAGACAAGCGCUUAUAAGUUUCAUCGACCUUAGGGUCGGUCAAGCAUUAAUGGUCCUAGAGUCAUUCAACGCUGGUAUCAAUUAGAUCUAAUCUUUAAUCGGCCCUGCGUUCAGGACGCUUAUAUCGUUUCUGACUCUCAGGUCAGUAAUACGCAACCAAUGUCGACCCUGACUAGUCAGUGCCAUACACAAGUAAGCAGGAGUUGCUAAGCAUUUAAUAUGCAAUUAAUGUCCACAUUUAAUAACCAACAUGCUUCAGCAACAAUCAUGCAUGUCAUAUACACAUGGUGCAGUUUUCUUACCUCUGAUUCGAGCGAGAAUGAAUAAAAGAACGACCAUUGACAACGAUCUGACUUUUAGUCCUUUAGCGGUCACCUAGUCAUAACCAAAUAUAGGAUACCAUCAACAAAUUGAACAACAAAGGUUCCUGAACCAAGAUCUAGCCUCCGGGACAAUGAAUCCCACUAAUCCAGGUAGUAGGAGCGAUCCCGAGGCCUAAAACUAAGUUCCCAUGAUCAAAACACCCAAUUGGCCUUAAAACCACUCAAGAGUCGCAGCCCUAGAAGCUUGAGUUGCUGCCCCCAGCUACACCAGAAGCAAG
Humulus lupulus (European hop) is the source of this 2537-nucleotide messenger RNA. RefSeq lists its product as uncharacterized. NCBI's taxonomy places the organism in Eukaryota, Viridiplantae, Streptophyta, Magnoliopsida, Rosales, Cannabaceae. The transcript is spliced from 3 exons. The record is from RefSeq and is a predicted model, not a curated record. The coding region runs from base 328 to 951 and encodes 207 amino acids.